Messenger RNA from Recurvomyces mirabilis, 1410 nucleotides. RefSeq lists its product as uncharacterized. Gene Ontology annotation, cellular component: cytoplasm. Gene Ontology annotation, molecular function: oxidoreductase activity. Bases 1 to 1410 code for a protein of 469 amino acids. The record is from RefSeq and is a predicted model, not a curated record. NCBI's taxonomy places the organism in Eukaryota, Fungi, Ascomycota, Dothideomycetes, Mycosphaerellales, Teratosphaeriaceae. The transcript is spliced from 4 exons.
AUGCCUACCAGCGCAGCAUCUUUCCCGACAUCACACUCAACUACACCAUAUUGGAGGAAUGAGGUCAAGCCAAUUGAUGAGCAUAGAAGCACCGAAGGCAUACCAUCUUACGCGGAUUUAGUCAUCAUUGGUGCCGGAUAUGCUGGUGCUGCAAUUGCACAUCAUCUGCUCGAGCGACACAGUAGCCAUCACGAUCAGUCGCUACCAUCCAUAGUGAUUCUGGAAGCUCGGGAAGCGUGUUCCGGCGCCACCGGACGGAAUGGAGGUCAUCUCAAACCAGACCCGUUUUCGAGAGCUGCAAACGUUCUCAAGACGCAUGGCAAGGCUGUUGCAGAACAUGUCGCCUCUUUUGAAGCCCGCCAAGUCCAAGAAGUCAGAGCCUUUGUUGAUUACGAAGAGAUCGAUUGUGAUUUCGAAGAGGUCACAGUGCGGGAUGUCUGCCUGUACCCAGCAGGCCGGGACAAGAUCGAGGCUGACCUAGUUGCUCUUAACGAGGCCGACAUAUCAACCGCAAGAAGCCUUGAAUACAGUUCUGACAGAGAGGCCGAAGAGAUAUCCGGGGUGAAAGGAGCAAAGUCCUGUCUCACGUUCAACGCUGCUCGAUUAUGGCCGUACCGUCUCGUAAGCCAUAUGUUGGAGAAGGCCGUAUCCAGAGGUAUCAAUCUGCAGACUCACACACCUGUCACCAGUGUCAGACCUACGGGAGAAGGCUCAGACGUCGGUCUCUGGGCAGUCAAUACGUCUCGAGGCUCUAUCGAGUGCAGUACUGUCAUCUACGCAACAAACGCUUAUACAUCUGCCCUCGUCCCGGAGCUCAAGGAUAAAAUUGUUCCUGUCAGAGGCACGGUCGCGCGCCUUCUGCCAGCAACAGACGCACCGCUCUUGAACGACAGCUACAUGAUGCGUUUCUCGGAGUUUGAGUAUGACUACAUGAUUUCGCGCCCAGAUGGGAGUAUCAUUGUUGGAGGUGCGAAGCGUGACUUUUACGACGAGCUCAAUGAGUGGUAUGAUGUGUGCGACGAUAGUCGUCUUAUGAAGGGUGCGACGCAAUAUUUCGAUGGCUACAUGCAACGGCAUUUCUCUGGCUGGGAAAAUUGCGAUGUUCUUACAGAUCAGAUCUGGACUGGGAUCAUGGGAUACUCCAAUGAUGGCUUCCCUUAUGUCGGCCCAGUAAAUGGCAAGCCUGGACAGUACAUCUGCGCUGGCUUUACGGGUCAUGGCAUGCCACAGAUCUUUCUCAGUGCGAAGGCCAUUGCAGAGAUGGUGAUUACUGGAGUUCCAGCUGCAGAAGUGGACCUCCCACUGCCGUACCAUACAUCGCCAGAGAGGUGGUCGAGGCAGGGCAUCCAUGGAUCUCUACAGCAAUGGCAAGCAGUUUCCGAAAGAGCAGCCACUCGCGCAAGACUUUGA